Messenger RNA from Parnassius mnemosyne (clouded apollo), 483 nucleotides. NCBI's taxonomy places the organism in Eukaryota, Metazoa, Arthropoda, Insecta, Lepidoptera, Papilionidae. The record is from the annotation of a GenBank genome assembly.
AUGAUGGCGUGCCCUUCGUCCAAAACUAGCCUAGUGCAGGCCAACCUCCACCACAGCGAAACUGCGUCGGCUCAAUUGCCCAAGUGGUUGGAGGUUCAAAGGACCAUAGCCUUAAUCCAGGAGCCGUGGGUUGGGGCUUGUAAAAUUAAAGGCCUAAACAACCUAAAAGGUAAGCUAUUCUACAGCUCUGAACACGACAAGCCUAGAGCGUGUAUUUACACUACUAUAGAUAUCUGUGCACAACCAUUAACAGAUUUGUGUUCUAGAGACAUGUAUGCCGUGGCAAUACAAUACACACAGGCGAGGAGAUUAGUCGUCGCCUCGGUCUACAUGCCGGAGGAAGACACUCCUCCCCCUCAUGACCUCGGCAGGCUGAUGAACUUCUGCAAGAGGACCGGACUAGAGGUUGUGAUCGGGACGGACUCCAACGCACAUCAUCCCCUUUGGGGAAUGGAAAAACCAAACGAACGAGGAAAGUUAUGA